This is a messenger RNA of Danaus plexippus (monarch butterfly), 1075 nucleotides long. RefSeq names its product charged multivesicular body protein 2b (gene CHMP2B). The record is from RefSeq and is a predicted model, not a curated record. The transcript has 6 exons. The coding region runs from base 144 to 773 and encodes 209 amino acids. Lineage: Eukaryota; Metazoa; Arthropoda; Insecta; Lepidoptera; Nymphalidae. Gene Ontology annotation, cellular component: multivesicular body; ESCRT III complex. Gene Ontology annotation, biological process: late endosome to vacuole transport; protein transport; endosome transport via multivesicular body sorting pathway.
UUGGCACUUGACAUAUAUAUCAAAACGUAUGAGAAAAACAGCAACAAAUCUAAUAAUAUAAUAGAUUAAGAAAUAUUUGUAAUUAGUCAUAUCUGUUGAAAAAUUGCGAAAUAUUUUAAUGCAAAUAGUAACUUUCAUUAAUAAUGAACUUUUUCAAAAAGGCACCAACAGUGAAAGAACAGCAACGAGAAAAUGAUCGUGAACUUCGUAAAGCAGGCAGAGAUUUGGAACGUGAUAAAAAUGCAUUGGAAAGAGAAGAAAAGAAGUUGGAGUUGGAAAUAAAAAAAAUGGCAAAAGAAGGAAAUAACGAAGGUUGUAAAAUACUUGCUAAGCAAUUAGUACAAAUGCGUAAGCAGAAAACUCGUAUGUAUGCAGCUAACAGUAAGAUAUCCAGUGUACAAAUUCACAAUAAAGCAAUGGGUGCAAAUAUAGCCAUUGCAGGUGCAAUGGGUACAACAGCCAAGACCAUGGGCAACAUUAACAAAAUAUUGAACCCUGCACAAAUAUCGAAAGACAUGGAGGCAUUCAAAGUGGCCAGUGCUAAAAUGGAUAUGACUGAUGAAAUGAUUUCAGAAACUUUAGAUGACAUCAUGACUGAGUCUGGGGAUGAAGAGGAAACUGAAGGUGUUGUCAACCAAGUCCUUGAUGAAAUUGGUAUUGAAAUAAGUGGAAAGAUGGCCAAUGCACCUUCAGUUUCUCGCAACAGAGUUGGUGAAUCCACAUCUGACAUUGACAAAGAACUUAUGGCGCAGCUAACAAAACUCAAGUCAUAGAUUUGUUGUAUUUAAAAAAUAUAUAUUUAAUAUUAUACAAAACAAACUGACUAUUACUAAAAUAAAUCUAACAAAAUGUUUCUUUUUUUAAAUGUUUAAUAUUUAAGACCAAAGGUGAGGUACUAAUUUGAGAGUUGUUUUAUUCAAAUAAAUCAGCAGUUCUUCUAUUUCCUUCCAGAACUAUUUUAUUUAAAACUAAAUAAAUAUUCAAUUAUAUAAGAACUAUAUUUUUGAGAUACAUCACGAAUCAUAUUUUACUGAACUGUGAUAUAUGUAUUGCAAAUAAAUUCAAUUGAAAUUAA